UCAAGAGCAAUUUUGAGCUUUUUAUUCUUUAUAUGUCCUACAUCGUGAGAAAAGGCUCGAAAACCCCGUUUAAGACAUAAAAAACAUGAUUUUCUUUUAUGAAGAAGUAGUACUGCAAUAAAUUAAUAAAUAAAAAAGCCACAAAAAAACAUCAUUUCUAAGACUCAAGUUAAGUUUUAAUAUUUGUAGAACAAAUAAGAUUUUUAGUCCACUGAUUGUCAGAUUUCCUUUUCAAGUUUUUUGAAUGGCAGAGCCAAAAAAACGAACUAAAAGUAAAUUCUUCAAACAAUUAGAGUCGUGUUUUUACAAAGUUUUUAUUUUCCUGUGUAUGAAAAGAGGAAAAAGCUCAUUUGUCAGCUAACUGACUUAACUGGAGCACGUUUCUUUGAGUGGGCUUGUUUUUGCGUAAAACGCCGCCGCUGCGCAGCGCACAGACCUCCCUCACUCUCCCUCGCUCUCCUUUUUUUUAUUCCACGCUUCUAACCAUCAUCCACCCCCUCCUCCUCCUCCUUCUCCUCCACUUCUAUCUCAGCUCUGCGAAGAAGAAAAACGAGGAAGCCAAAGGAUUGACUUCUCCUCUCUUUUAUUUUUCUAUGCGCGCACGAGCCGCAGUCGAGCCGCGCGUGCAAACAAAGCAAGCCGACGGCUUUUUGAACAUGCCGAACCGUUUUUUAUCUGAUGACAGUAAGUGUGGCCGCGCGCCUGUGCUUGUGUGUGUGUGUGAGAGAGUGUAUGUGCGCGCGCGCUCCUUUGCUCGUCGGCCGGCCGUGAUAUAACCGUCUAGGAUCGUUUGGAUGCAGAGGAAGAGGAGGGGGGAGGAAGAAGAAGACGCUCUGACGCUCAGGGAAGCUUGGUCCGUCACACCGUGUCCUGCGCACUCCUGCGGCCGGUUGCCUGACCGGUGAUGCUCGGCCUCUCUGCCUGGAUGCGCCCCUCUCUCCGCGGUGUGCCGUCGCUGCCGCUGCCCCAAUCCCCUUCCAGCAGAUUCCCACUGUUGCCGGAGGAAGGUCUUGGGACCACAUAUGGAAACUGGGAAUCAGAAUUUUAGGAAAAAUAAGCAGGCUAUUUUAUUUUUUUUUUUUUUUACAACUUCAAGAUUUUUUCUUUCUUCUCUUUGAAUCCACCUUUCUUAGUAUUAUUUCAAAAAGGGAGUUGAUUCAUUUCCCGUCAUCUCUCAAGGAAUGGCUCGUUUAAUGACAGUUGUGGUCCUGGCUAAUAUCUGGCUUAAGUUCUAAUUUUGAUUUGGAGCUCAGCUGGAUUGUGCUGGUUUGAACCUGCCCUCUCAUCUCUUUCUUUCACAUUUUCUUAACAUAUUCCGGGCCCUGCCUGCUUGCCUGCCUCUGCUUGUUCUGUCCGUCUUCCCAUAUAUCUCAUCUCCGUCUUCCCAACUCCAUAAUUCACUAGAGAGACCAUCACUGAAUUGUGCUUUUUGCCUCUUUUGGGGGCUGUUUUAAAAGAAACCAGGCCGCCAACUGUGUUAGUCUUAACCACCCCCCCAGCACCUUUUCAGUAUGAAUUAAUUCACACUGCAUGCAUGCGGCUGCUCAUCCAUGUUCAGGUGCGUGCGGAUGAAAGUUGAGGGUGUGUGGGCAUGUCGGCUGCAUGUGACAAUCCCCGUCUGCGCAUUAUUCCACACAGAACCGCUGAAGCUGUGAGAGUUGCUGUAACUUUAGCCAGUCCGAAACAGCCACACAAAUUAUUAUCCACCUCUUUUUUCUGAGUUUUGACUUUUUGAGGCCUUCAAACUCAACUAAGUAGGCCCAGAUCCCAGACCAGGUCUCUUGUGGGAUCUGCUAGAAGCCUGUGUUUUUUAGGUCAAUGUUCUUUUUUUUUCUCCAAGCAGGGCAACUUACUGCCAAUUUGGGACAACAUUUUUGAAAGCGUUGCCGCUGAGGGUUCUGUUGUCCCAGCCAAAGUGUUCUUGACCCAUCUGCUGGGUCAAACCGCCAACAAGUCCACCUCACAACCCCUCUCCUGUAACUACUUUUUCAUCUGCUUGUUGCCCCCCCCAAAACCCCCCCAGCUCUCCCCCGCUAUCGUCGUCCACCCGACGCUGACCACCCCCAGUUUUCCGAGCUGGCGUGGCGACGAAAACUCACAAAUAUUUACUUUCUGUACGUCAAGAGGAAAGGGGGCCCCCCCUUCGUGGAAUGUGGCAACAUGGGGGUGUUUGACCGCGGAGUUCAGAUGCUGCUGACCACGGUGGGGGCCUUCGCUGCCUUCAGCCUCAUGACCAUCGCCGUGGGGACGGACUACUGGCUGUACUCACGUGGCGUCUGCAAGAUCAAGAGCACCAACGAAAACGAGACCAGCAAGAAGAACGAGGAGGUGAUGACGCACUCGGGCCUCUGGAGGACCUGCUGCCUGGAAGGAUCUUUUAAAGGCAUGUGUAAGCAGAUAGAUCACUUCCCAGAAGAUGCGGAUUAUGAGGCAGACGCUUCAGAAUACUUUCUACGAGCUGUGCGGGCCUCUAGUAUCUUCCCCAUACUGAGUGUGAUCCUGCUCUUCAUGGGGGGGCUUUGCAUCGCCGCCAGCGAGUUCUACAAGUCACGCCACAACAUCAUCCUCAGCGCUGGCAUUCUCUUUGUCUCUGCAGGUCUGAGCAACAUCAUAGGAAUUAUCGUGUACAUAUCAGCCAAUGCAGGAGACCCGUCGAAGAGCGACUCUAAGAAGAAUAGUUACUCAUACGGAUGGUCCUUCUAUUUCGGUGCCCUCUCUUUCAUCAUGGCUGAAAUGGUGGGCGUUCUAGCUGUGCACAUGUUCAUCGACCGCCACAGAGAGCUGCGAGUGGGCGUAAGAGCUGCCGACUACCUCCAAGGUGCAGCCAUCACGCGCAUCCCGAGCUACCGCUAUCGCUACCGACGCCGCUCGCGCUCUUCAUCCCGCUCUACGGAUCCCUCGCACUCCCGCGAGGCAUCGCCAGUCGGCUUGAAGGCCUUCGGGACGCUACCUUCCACUGAGCUGUCAAUGUACACCUUGCCCAAGGGCCAAACAGGCACCCCCACAGCUACCUAUAACUCCACAGAGAGGGACCACAACUUCCUACAGGUCCACAACUGCAUUCAGAAGGACCUGAAAGACUCAGGCGGCCACAGCAACACCGCCAACCGGCGCACUACACCUGUAUGAGACAGAGAUGGACCACAGACACUUGCAUAACUUAAAAGGACGACAUUGGAAAGUGCUAAAAGACUGAUUGUUGUGUGAGGGGGGGUUGUUCAUAUUUUAAGUGAAGAUUUGGGUUUCUGUUUAAAAAAAGAGCAAACAGGAAACAAAAUGCAUUAAAAAAAAGACGUGCAUGAUCUUCCCAUGAACCAUUGUUUAGCAAGUUAUUUGUAAAGUGUUGAGUGGUCAUGGAUGAAGGGGAGGGGGGCAUCAUCUGGGAUGCUUGGGUGUUUCUAGAAACUGAGGAGAGGUGGGCUGGGCCAGGAAACCUGCUCAAAAGUGAACUUCAUAUGUUUUACUUUUCUUUGCUUUAAGAAAAAGGUGGCCUGCCUCCCCUCCUCCUUUUGGCCCAGCCUAUAAACCCCCCUGAACCAACAAGCUCCUGACACACAUGCCCUCAACACUCUUGAGCCUGAUUUCCAUUGGUCCGUCUGCGGUGCAUCUUAGUUGCGUUGACACAAAAAAAUAUAACCUUCAUUGAUCAAUCGAAAUGUUCACGUCUGACGUACGUCAUCUAUUUCCAUUCCGUCAACGCAUUAAUUUGUGGCAAAAAACCUGGAGAAACAGGAAUGAGAUACAAAUUUCAAAAUAAAACUCUCCGUUGUACUUUCAAAAUAUAACUUUAAAAAAUGUUUGGGUGUAUUAAAACAACCCAGAGUUUGUUUCCCCGGAUAAUCUGGAAAAAAUGUUCAGUUUCCUCGCUCUGAAUAGGCUCCAUGCUCAAAGUGGAACAGUUGGACCAAAUAGGCCACCGUAGCCGGGCAUUACGGGAUGUGAACAACCAGUGGAGCAGCAAUGAGACUACCAAAGUAACAAGUAAAAAGUUUUGACACAAACAUUAGCAAAAUAUAAAGUGUGAACUAUCCCGACAAGGAUUGCAAUAUGUAGGUCUUCCAUUAUUCUUUAUCUUGUAGCUUUGCCCCACCCUCGUAAUUCCUGCCCAAUGACUGAAGAGAUCUUUAGUCACAUGGUUUUGUUUAAAAGCUUUGGUUUGGAACAGAAAAGUCCGGUAGACAGUGGCCUGAAUACAGACCAAGCGCAGGGUUUGUGACUCUUUCUGGACCAAAUUAAACAGACGUAGUCCAGACCAACAGACUUAUCAAGCCUCUUAUUUUAUAUUUAAAGGGACGUGCUCACGCGAUAUCACACUGAUAACACCAUCGUCCAUUCUCACUAUGGACGACAAAAGUUUAAUUUUGAAAGUAGAAAAUCAUCAUCAGCAUUUUUACAAGGACUCAGUGAGGGUGGAGCUGACAUGGGGCCAAAAUAUUUAUUUUCUUCAAUGUCUUCUAUCGUAACUACUCCCCUUGAAGCCAGGGAGUUGGUGGUACGGACCAGAGAUGCAACAGGGACACAGGGACAGUGUCUGACAUCAGGCCCACGGGCCGGAUCAGGCCCACCAGAUGGUUUAAUCUGGCCCAGUCAUGAAGAGAAAAAAAUAUGAAGCUGUUGAAACAACUAAAGCAAAUUUCUAACCCAUUCCUGUGGUAAGUUAUGGUUUGUUAAAGAAAUAACCGCAAUGCACAAUUCCGCCACUAGGGGAAGCAAAGGAAAACCAGCAUAACAAGAGAUCAAGAAAUAAUUAUAAGAAACAAUGGAAUAAUAAGUGAUUAGGCCACUAGAUCGGUUGAGGCAUUUUUUCCAACAGAGGAAAAAAAAAAAAAAAAACAAUAACAUAGCUACAGAUAACAGGUUAACAGGUUAUUUUGCAAUUAUGUUACUUGUCCGGUCCACUUGAGAUCAGACGGGUCGUGAACCAAAAUGAGUUUAACACCCCUGUUGUAAACUGACUGACGCUCGUGAGACAGACUCCCUGUCUAACACACCGCAGAUGGACCAGUGGAAAUCCAGCAUUACACCCCCACUCCUUCGUUUAGUUGCUGUAUCUUCUUGAUUUCAUUCUUAAAAUCACAUAAUACUGUGAAAAGCUGCAGUGUGGUAUUCAAGCAAAGAGCUACUAAGGCUGCAAAAAAAAAAGAAAUCAUAAAGUUAAUAUAUGUAGUAAUUCUAUAUAAAUACAUGAAUAUAUAUGUUAAUAUAUCAUAAAGAAAUACUUCCCCUGCACCAAAACUAUCAUCAAGAAUUACAGUUUAGUGAGUCAGCAGUUUCUUACUGGUAAAACUAAAUCAAGUUGUCAUGGAAACCACAUCACCAUGAAGGAGUCUGUAAUGGAAAAGGCUACCUGAAAAACUGAAAUUAGUAAACAUUUAACGUGUUUUCUGCAACAGCAAAAUAUUUUUUUAGGUAAAGCUGACCUUUUUUUUUUCCUUUGUUUUUUUGUUGUUGCUUUUUUCCUUUUUUUUUUCUUUUUUUGUUCCAAUAAAAGGGACAAACAGCAGUGAAAACUUUGGGAAGAUCUCUUUGCAAACUUGAAGAAAGACUGUGGACAAUGAGCCGUCACUACUGCCAAAGACACAAAGUAGUGCGUGUGAGUGCAGAGCUGCCACAACGCUUGAGCAAAGUGACGACAAAUAAUGAAUUUACAUGCAUGCUUGUCAAAAAAUCAUCUGAUCUACUUUUAAUGAACCUCUGUUUUAAACAAAUGAUACAAUAUAAGGGCAGUGGGAACAUAUAAAUUAAUGUUACAGUACUGUGUCUCUUUGGUUUCUUUUUCUUUUGAACAGAGAUUUUGGGAUGGGGCGGAAUAAUUACAUCUUAAAAACAAAAGUAUUGUGAACAGUUUUUGAAUAACUUAUUUUGGUGUUUCAUUUCAUGCUAUUUUCACAGCUUAUCUGAUCUUUAAGUCAGCCUGUUUCUUUAGUUGUCUUUUUUUCGUUUUGGUUUUAUUGUAAAUCAGAUAAAAAAAAAAGUAUAACUUCUUAUAAGUUGCCAAAAACGGAAUGACUCUGAACUUGGAUGCAUCAAGUCCUGAUGACAAAUAAAAAUUGACCCUUCCCUGUAGGGAAAUGAA
Molecule: messenger RNA, 6076 nt
Organism: Oryzias melastigma (Indian medaka)
Lineage: Eukaryota; Metazoa; Chordata; Actinopteri; Beloniformes; Adrianichthyidae
Product: voltage-dependent calcium channel gamma-2 subunit
Biological process (GO): neurotransmitter receptor internalization; postsynaptic neurotransmitter receptor diffusion trapping; calcium ion transmembrane transport
Cellular component (GO): AMPA glutamate receptor complex; voltage-gated calcium channel complex; postsynaptic density membrane
Molecular function (GO): channel regulator activity; voltage-gated calcium channel activity
Source: RefSeq, a predicted model, not a curated record